Messenger RNA from Salvelinus namaycush (lake trout), 712 nucleotides. It is a transcript of the gene fcer1gl, whose product is annotated as Fc receptor, IgE, high affinity I, gamma polypeptide like. Lineage: Eukaryota; Metazoa; Chordata; Actinopteri; Salmoniformes; Salmonidae. The record is from RefSeq and is a predicted model, not a curated record. Gene Ontology annotation, molecular function: IgE receptor activity. Gene Ontology annotation, biological process: cell surface receptor signaling pathway. Bases 102 to 446 code for a protein of 114 amino acids. Gene Ontology annotation, cellular component: Fc-epsilon receptor I complex. The transcript has 5 exons.
GGUGUCAGAAACCCACAGACAGCCAUUGAAAUAACACCAAGUACUCCAACUCUCCAUCUACUCUCUUUAACCGUUUCUUUCAUUUUGUGCCUGCUACGAAGAUGUUUCGGGGAUCUCUGAUCUUGGUCGCUCUACUCUUGAACUUCAGCCUUGCAGAGGCUCAAGUGCCAAACGGGAAACUGUGUUAUAUCCUGGAUGGGAUUCUCGUGAUCUACGGCGUCAUUCUCACCAUCUUGUACUGCAGACUGAGGAUGCAUUCCAUCUACAUAAACAAUGGCGGAUCUCCACAGGGCACUGGCGGGUAUCCACAGCAGAUAACAACGCAGAUAACAGCUCUCGUAAUUUCCAUUUUACAGAAAGGAGAGGGACUUUACGCAGGUUUGACCCAUAAAGGUCAGGACACCUAUGAGACCAUCAAGUUGCAGAAGAAAGCGAUGCUGGUGUGAUAGAGGAAAAAGACAGUAGUGUGAGUGGUGGUAAACAACAAACCACAACCCCAUCUUACAUGGCAUUUAAAUGAGUUUAGAUCUAUAUGACUGCUUGCUUUCCUUUCCUUAGGUUAGGUUGGCCCAGUAGUGUUGGUGGCUGUUGACUGGGGGCCUGAGAUGGGCAGUGUUUAAGAUGCAUUUUGGUUAUUCUGUAAAGCAGCCCUUUCACUUUCUAUAAUUGACUAUCAAUUAACUUGUAAUUUAAAGAUUAAAUGAUUCAGAAA